Molecule: messenger RNA, 483 nt
Organism: Necator americanus (New World hookworm)
Lineage: Eukaryota; Metazoa; Nematoda; Chromadorea; Rhabditida; Ancylostomatidae
Exons: 5
Coding region: 1-483 (160 amino acids)
Source: RefSeq, a predicted model, not a curated record
AUGAAGACCUUCGAACAACAUCUAAUACCAGGUCUCGUGAAGAAACUUCCCAAGUUCACCGUUGAAGCAGUGGAGAAACUGCUUAAAAAGAAGCUUCUCGAAACCGACAUAUUGUUUUUAAUAAGAGUUGAAGAUGUGGACGAUAAGGAGUACACCAUCCGAGAAAUGGUGAAAAGGAGUUCUCGAAUUGCGGAAAUUGUCAUCAAAAUGGGCAAAAGUAACGUGAGCGUCGGGCCUAUCUUCCAUAGAGUUGAUGUGUCCGGUCGAUGGAUCCAGAGAGAUGUGCAAGAAUUCAAAUGUACUAUGGUGAUCAAAGCUGAUCCCACCAAAACAAUACUUGAGAACAAACAGAAUAAUUUGAGAGGCCGUCUACACAAACCCGAUUGUUUGCUGCAUGUUGCUCAUGUGGUGGCAGUGAGUUCUCUGGAUGCAGUCCGCGAUCUAUGUGCACAGUACACUUUGGGGAACUAUAAGCUGUAUUAA